Molecule: messenger RNA, 984 nt
Organism: Rodentolepis nana
Lineage: Eukaryota; Metazoa; Platyhelminthes; Cestoda; Cyclophyllidea; Hymenolepididae
Source: the annotation of a GenBank genome assembly
AUGGUAGCUGAAAACGCGGAGAGGAUACGUGCACAGAGAGUGGCUCUUGGAAGGUGUUCAUCUGGCCAAUUGACUUCAGUGGAGGAACAAGGACGAAUAAUCGACUUUCAGUGUAAUGAAUUCACCCUGGCUUACUAUGAAAGAUAUUUCAACCAUGGUUUACGAAUUCUCCACUGCGAUCCUCACAGUGUCAGUCUUUGCGUGGCUUUACCUCUAGGUCUCACGCCGAAGUACCGAAAUCAGCUAGCUGAAAUUCUCUUCGAACGAAUUGGUGUGCAAUCCAUCUUUUUUGCUUCUCAGCCUCUUGUUGGUGCAUUUUCCUCGGGAAAGCCAACUUGUCUAGUCGUUGACUCUGGACAUAGUUAUACCAGCCUCUAUGGAGUGGACGACCUUUAUCCUGAACGUUCAACAGAGCUCAUCUAUUCCAUUGGAGGACGCGAUGUUGAUGAGUACUUGAAAAGCUUGGCUGGGCACCAACUCAGAGAUAGCACAGCUGGAGAUAUUAAUUAUAUCAAAUCACGCUUUUGUGGAAUUUCUCCAUCUCCUCUCACAGAAGCAGCUCUAAAUGAGAAAUCAAAUAAACGGAAACCUUGUCAAAUGCUCGACGGACAAGAAUUACUUCUCGGAAUUGAAAGACAAUUGGCUCCAGAAGUCAUCUUCAACCCACAACUGAAAGGCUUUAAUGAGAAGCCUUCUCUAGAAUCCGCUAUUACCCAGUCAGUAGGGAAUUUAACUGAGAAGAAAUCAAUCGAAAUUCUAAAGAAUGUGGUUUUAUCUGGAGGAAAUAUGAAGUUCAAAGGACUUCGAGAACGCCUUCAGAAGGUAUUACCGAAUAGUCGAAUUAGUUGUCACCCCGAAGGUGAGCUCGCUGUAUGGAGAGGCGCAGCCAUUUUUGCAUCGAUGCCAACUUUUGAGCAAAUGGUGGUGAGCAAACAGCGCUGGUCAGAACAUGGAGAGUUAAUUAUUCAGAAAAAGUGGUUGUAA